Molecule: messenger RNA, 687 nt
Organism: Trichoderma breve
Lineage: Eukaryota; Fungi; Ascomycota; Sordariomycetes; Hypocreales; Hypocreaceae
Exons: 1
Coding region: 1-687 (228 amino acids)
Cellular component (GO): cytoplasm
Molecular function (GO): kinase activity; ATP binding
Source: RefSeq, a predicted model, not a curated record
AUGGAGUCGAUUUACUCUUUUCUCACCACCCGUGCGCUGUACCUUAGAAAGAGCCAUGGUGAUCAAAAUCGAGUCAUCGUGGCUCUAGCUGGCCCUCCCGGGUCUGGAAAAUCCACAAUCGCAGCUGAAGUUGUUUCGCGUCUCAACACAUGGGGCGCACUGCCCAUUGCAGCGGUGCUGCCAAUGGACGGUUUCCACCUUUCACGCGCUACCCUCGAUACAAUGCCCAAUAGCGCCGAAGCCUACGCUCGCCGAGGUGCCCCGUGGACAUUUGACGCAGCUGGUGUAGUGCGCCUCGUGGAAGAACUGGCAGAAUCAAGAUUUGGGGCGCAUAAGAAGACUAUAAUAGCGCCUAGUUUUGACCACGCAAUCAAAGAUCCUGUUCAAGGGGGCAUCACUUUGGGCCAGGAGAUUCAGUUUGUACUUGUCGAAGGUAAUUAUUUGCUGCUGGAUGAGGAGCCAUGGAAUAAAAUAAGGGAGCUGGUUGAUGAAACAUGGUUCGUGGACGUGGACCCAGCCCUGGCGACGGAGAGAAUUGCUAAAAGGCAUAUUCAAAGCGGUAUUGAGCUGAGUUGGAACGGGGCAUUGAGUAGAGCAAGGGAUAACGAUUUACUUAAUGGCGAUCAAAUUAGAGACAAGUUAUUGACUCCUGAUGUAAAGAUAGAGAGUAUAGAUAGUAAAAAAUGA